AUGUUCUCUUCUCCUGCCUAUAAAAAGGAAACGUACUCUCUUUGCCUCAGUCAUAUCAUCACCAACCCUAUAUUCACUUCUUCCUCUUUUCUUUCUUUCCAAGCCAUGGCCGGCCACGACGUCGCCGGCAAGCCAACACCCACGACCAACCCGAUGAACUCCGACGAGUUCCGGCGGCAAGGUCACAUGUUCAUAGACUUCAUCGCCGACUACUACGCCAACAUAGAGCAGUACCCCGUCACCAGCAAAGUCAAGCCCGGCUACCUCCGUGAUCUCCUCCCGCCGUCCGCUCCUUUCGAAGCGGAACCCAUCGAGGAAAUCAUGAGAGACAUUCAAAACCACAUCAUUCCAGGGAUCACGCACUGGCAGCACCCUUCUCACUUCGCCUACUUCGCCUGCACCGCCAGCACGGCCGGGAUUCUCGGCGAGCUGCUCGCCGCCGGGCUGAACGCGCAGGCUUUCGGCUGGGCAGCGUCUCCGGCCGCGACGGAGCUCGAGAUGGUCGUGAUGGACUGGUUCGGGGAGAUGCUCAAUCUCCCCAGGACCUUCCUCUUCUCCUGUGGGGCCCGCAGUCGGUCAAAUCAGGAGUUAAAAUUAGAGCCUAAACCUUCGAAGUCUGCAAAUGUCGGAGGCGGAGGCGUGAUCGUGGGGACAACCUGUGACGCGCUCAUCAUCGUGCUCGUGGCUGCCAGAGAUCGAAAGCUGGCCGAGAUCGGGAAGGACGGAAUCGGGAAGCUCGUGGUCUACUGUUCGGACCAAACCCACUGUACCUUCGAAAAAGCGGCGAAGGUCGUCGGAAUCCAGCCGGGGAACAUCCGAGCCAUCGCGACGACCAAAACGACGUCGUUCGCGCUGUCUCCGGAUUCGUUAGACUCGGCCAUCCGUUCCGACGUGGAAACGGGGAUGGUCCCGCUGUUCCUGUGCGCGACGGUGGGGACCACCUCCACGACCGCAGUGGACCCACUGGAGCCCCUCUGCCGCGUAGCGGCAGAGCACGGCGGCGGGAUGUGGGUCCACGUGGACGCGGCCUACGGUGGUGGUCCCUGCAUCUGUCCGGAGUUCCGCCACGCCCUCGACGGGGUCGAGGGCGCGGACUCGAUCAGCGUGAACGCGCACAAGUGGUUCCUCACCACGGUGGACUGCUGCUGCCUGUGGGUGAAGGACUCGGGCGCCGUUAAAAGAUCCCUCUCCACGAAUCCCGAGUACCUCAGGAACCGAGCCUCGGAUUCGGGUGACGUGGUGGACUACAAGGACUGGCAGCUGACGCUGAGCAGGAGGUUCCGGUCCCUGAAGCUGUGGCUGGUGCUACGCAGCCACGGCGUGGGGAACCUGAGGGAGUUCGUGAGGGGACACGUGGCGAUGGCGGAGGCGUUCGAGAGGCUCGUGGAAGGUGACGGGAGGUUCGAGGUCGUCGUCCCUCGACGGUUCUCGUUGGUCUGUUUCAGGAUGGUGAUGAUGACGUUAUCAGACAACGAUGACGACGGUGGUGGUAAUAAUUUGAUGAACAAGAAGUUGCUGGAGCGGAUCAACGGGUCGGGUCGGGUGUUCAUGACCCAUGCGGUGGUCGGAGGGAUUUACAUGUUGAGGUUUGCUGUUGGUGGGACCCUGACGGAGCCCCGACAUGUCGUGGAAGCUUGGAAGAUGGUUCAAGAGCAGGCCGAUGCCAUAUAUCCAGAGCAUGCUAACGGUUGUUCAGCACCAAAUGGAAUUCGGGGAGUCUCGGAUCAGAGUCAUGCAAAAUCCAAUGGCGAAAUGUCGGAUUAUUCUAGUAAUUAACUAGCUUAUUACCCGGCCCGUUGGCCGGAUUACUGUAUGUUACCCACUUGUGGAAUGGGAGAGAAAGCAAGUGAGAGUGAAGAGAUUGGGAUUCCACCUGAUUAGAACCGACCCACUAAUCCAAUUCUUCCCGACCCGCCCCAACCUACAGGGUCAGAAAGAGUCAAUAAGAAAAUACGAACGGGGAGGAUUAGUCAUAUAUCUUGAUUCUUCAGAAGUGGGUCAAACAGGAUCAAGGUUGGGUGAGGGCAAUUUUUAGCGCUAAGCAGAGUUCUGGGUUGAAUACCUUUACUUAGGCCUAGAAAUUGGUGUUGAUGCAGACUGCAGUUUUUAUUAUACCAUCAUCA
This is a messenger RNA of Linum tenue, 2123 nucleotides long. Lineage: Eukaryota; Viridiplantae; Streptophyta; Magnoliopsida; Malpighiales; Linaceae. The record is from the annotation of a GenBank genome assembly.